Messenger RNA from Ilex paraguariensis (yerba mate), 417 nucleotides. The record is from the annotation of a GenBank genome assembly. NCBI's taxonomy places the organism in Eukaryota, Viridiplantae, Streptophyta, Magnoliopsida, Aquifoliales, Aquifoliaceae.
AUGUCUAGUAUUAGUGCUUCCAAUGAUGAAGAGGCUUCUGCCAAAGCAGCAGCAGCCAUUGCUGACAGUGGAGCUCCUACCAUAUUUGACAAGAUAAUUGCGAAGGAGAUCCCUUCCACCAUAGUAUAUGAGGAUGAAAAGGUCUUGGCGUUUCGAGACAUCAAUCCACAAGCUCCUGUUCAUGUGUUAGUCAUUCCAAAGUUGAGGGAUGGACUAACAUCACUUGGCAAGGCUGAAUCCAGGCAUGGAGAGAUAUUGGGUAAUCUUCUCUAUGCAGCCAAAUUAGUGGCAGAGAAAGAAGGUAUCCUUGAUGGAUUUCGUGUUGUUAUCAACAAUGGUCCGACUGCAUGUCAAUCUGUGUACCAUCUCCACUUGCAUGUUCUUGGUGGGAGGGAGAUGAAAUGGCCGCCUGGUUAA